Messenger RNA from Phytophthora nicotianae INRA-310, 489 nucleotides. RefSeq lists its product as hypothetical. The transcript has a single exon. Gene Ontology annotation, molecular function: protein binding. NCBI's taxonomy places the organism in Eukaryota, Oomycota, Peronosporomycetes, Peronosporales, Peronosporaceae. The record is from RefSeq and is a predicted model, not a curated record. Bases 1 to 489 code for a protein of 162 amino acids.
AUGGAGAUUGCUUCGGGGACGUGUGCUCCAACACUGUGGACAUCGACGUUCUGUACACACAGGCUCUGUAACCUUGGAGCCAAAUGUAGCAACGAGACGCGAACGCUGACUACGCCGAAGCUAUUCGAGACUGAACGUGUGGGCCUAGGUGUGAACACUACGACGGACCUUGACGUCAAUGACGUCGUGGGAGAGUACUGUGGCGGGCUGUUAGAGUUUCCAGCUCUUGUGGAAGGGAAGCCGACGCAAGCUGUCAAGCAGAACAGUGGCUAUCCGCUACUAUACAACGCAAAAUCCACCAAGGGGAACUACGUGUACGUUGACGCGCUAGCUUGCGGGUCUAUAACUCAUUUCAUUUCACACGCCGGCGACUUCAACGCUGCUUUAUUUGAGCUGCAGACUUGGUCCCGUGUGAAGGUGCUAGUGAAAAUGAUAAAUGAUGUUAAGGCCGGCACCCAAAUCGCUGUUCACUAUGGCGAAGAGAGGUAG